UAAUGUCGCUACACGCUGGUUGUUAUUAUUGAAAUGGCCGACGUUUAGGGGGAGUGUCUCGAAGAUACAUAAUAUCUAAACUGUAAUUGAUAUUAGAUAAAAAUAAGGCAGUCGCCGUGGCGAAGGUUCACGUUCUAAAUUAAAGACUGAACAAUAAUAUUGGAUUAAAAUGGCUUGGCGUUUUAAAGCUUCUAAAUAUAAAAAUGCAGCACCAAUAGUGCCCAAACCAGAAGCAUGUGUAAGGGAUGUAUGUGUUGGUUCUUACCAGACUUAUGGAAACAACAUAUGUGCCUCUGCAUCUUUUAUGGCUUUCAAUUGGGAGCAUGUAGGGUCGAGUAUGGCAGUGUUGCCUUUAGAUGAUUGUGGGAGAAAGAGCAAGACAAUGCCUCUGCUUCAUGCUCAUUCAGAUACCAUAACUGAUAUGGAUUUUUCGCCCUUCCAUGAUGGAAUACUUUUAACUGGCUCUCAGGAUUCUCUGGUAAAAGUCUGGCACAUACCUCCAGAAGGCCUGAAAGAAUCCAUCUCGACACCUGAAUGCUCACUGUCUCAAAAGCAACGGAGAGUAGAGAAUGUAGGUUUCCACCCUGUCGCUGAUGGACUAAUUCAUGUUGCAUCAGGUCAUGAACUAGCACUGUGGGACUUGACUAAACAAAAGGAAGCUUUUGUUAACCGAGACCAUACAGAAGUAAUUCAAUCUACUUCGUGGAAGAAAGACGGCAAAUUGGUCGCCACAUCGUGCAAAGACAAAAAAGUGCGAAUCCUGGAUCCUCGCGUAGAGAGUCCAGUUCUGAGCGUCGCAAACAGUCAUCAGAACAUUAAAGACAGCCGCCUCGUUUGGCUCGGCGAUAGCGAUCGAGUGCUAACUACCGGCUUCGACUCGGCUCGUUUACGUCAAAUCAUGAUUCGCGACGUUCGUAAUCUAACGCAAGCGCAGAAGACGCUGGAGCUGGAUUGUUCGACGGGAGUGCUGAUGCCGCUGUUCGACCCCGACACGAACAUGUUAUUCCUCGCCGGCAAGGGCGACACCACCAUUUUGUACAUGGAGUUGACGGACAAGGAGCCGUACUUGAUCGAAGGCUUGCGGCAUUCGGGUGAACAGACGAAAGGGGCGUGUCUGGUGCCCAAGCGCGCGCUGCGUGUUAUGGAGGGCGAGGUGAACCGAAUUAUGCAGCUCACGGGCUCCUGCGUCGUGCCCAUCAUGUACCAAGUGCCCAGAAAGAGCUACCGGGAGUACCACGCCGACCUGUACCCUGAUACCGGCGGCGCCGCCACCUUCCUCAGCGCACCCAUGUGGCUCGACGGGCUGGACCAUUCCGUGCCCACUAUAUCCUUGCAUCCGGAAGCCAACAACCUUACGCAGGUACACCGCGGUGAUUUGGAAGAGUUAGUAAGAAAAAUACUAGCGAUGCCGAUUCAAAAGAAAAGUGAUAAAAAAAUAGUGACGCAAACACACGCUGACGCGAAACCGCCGGAGCCACCGAUCGCGACGCCCGACAAAGAAGACGACAGAAUAGAUUUCGUAAACGUCAAAGACAUGAUCAAAGGCAUGGAGAAGCAAAAGACCGAGCCGAAAGAACACUCGAAAGAAAACGGAUUCCUUAAGAAGAUGGGUAACGGGCACGAGGAAAAAGAAGAUUCGAAAAGAGAAAGCUUAGACAAGACGGAUUCGGAAUCGAGCGAAACUCUUUCGCGGAGCGAGAGCUCGAUGAAUGGGAUACAAGCCCCGAAACCUUUGCCGAGGUCUUCCAUAUCGGAGGCCGGCUCGGCCGCUGACGACAGUGAAGCGCCCAAACCGAAACCCAGGACUACGGCUGCGCCCGUGUCUGGCUAUAAGCCCCGCCUCGGCCCGAAACCUUUUUCGGCCUCGACGGGAAUCGAAGAGUUUUCCUUCGACAGAGUAUUCUCCGUGCCGGCCGUUCCCGGAGUCAAUAAGAGCGAUUCCUCCACUUCGCCGGGGUCGGCUCCGACUUCGAGCUCUCCGGCGACGGCGACUCCCGUCUCCCGGGAGGGCGACAGAGAGAAGUCUCUCUCUCCCGCCGGUGACGCGGAAGUCGCGCCCAAAGAGGAAUACACAAACGGAAAAUCCGACGUGAGCGUCGAAGAAGACGUCGACGGCUCGGACGGCGGACCCGGACCCAAGACGCCGACCACCGCCGACCGGCGCCGUCUCUUCGAGACCACAGACGGAGUGAAGUCGAUCGCGGAUCGGCGUCGAGCCUACGAAGUCCGCUCCCUGAGCUCCGCGCCCGAUGCGGAAGCGCCUCUCUCGCCCGCCCCGCUCAGGCGAAGGGACUCCUUGAAGUCUCGCAAGAGUCCAGAUCGAGAGGAGAAACGUUCGUCCGUCCCGAACGUCGCCACCAAACGCACUUCGACCGUUUUCGGUAAAGUGUCCAAGUUCCGUCACCUGAAGGGCACGCCGGGGCACAAGUCGACCCACGUCGAGAACAUCAAGAAUGUCAGCCGACAGAUCUCCGGGGAGUGCGACGGAUUCUGCGCGAACGCCGUCCGCUGCGCCGUCCCCGUGAGCGCCGGCGCCGGUGGCGGCCGGGUGGCCGUCGUGGAGCUGCCGACCGGCGCCACUCCGUUCGCCGUGGCGCCGCCCUCGCACCCCGCCGGUCUGCACCCGCCCGCCCUGCUGCACCCGGCGGCCCUGCAGGACUUCGCCUUCGACCCCUUCCGGCCGGAGCGCCUCCUCGUCGCCUGCGACGACGGCGCGAUCCGCGAGUGGAUCGUACCCGACGGCGGCCUGACCGCCUCGACGAGCGAGCCCGAGCGGACGUUCGCCGCGCACGCGGAUAAGAUCUACGCGAUCCGCUUCCACCCGACCGCCUCGGACCUGCUGGCCACCGCCGCGCACGACCACUCCGUGAAGAUCUGGGACCUCGCCGCCGACCCGCCGACGGCGGCCAUCACGCUCGCCGGCCACGCCGACCAGAUCUUCGCGCUCGACUGGUCCCUAUACGGCGAGUACCUCGCGACCGUCUGCCGGGACGGCUACGUCAGGAUUUACGAGCCGCGGGCGUCGAGCGAGCCGCUGCGCAAGGGCCGGAGCGCUGCGGGCGGCCGAGGGGCGCGGCUCGUGUGGGCGCUGCGGGACACGCACCUCGUGGUCACGGGCUUCGACAAGGUGUCGGAGCGCCAGAUCCUGCUGUACCAGGCCGCCGACCUGUCGGCGCCCGUCUGCACGGUCGGCCUGGACGUCUCGCCGGCGAUUCUGCUGACGCACAUCGACCACGACUCCGGCACUCUGUUCCUGACCGGCCGGGUGAGACUUCCGCUCGCGACCCUCGACCUCCCCCCCGACGUCCCGCUCAUCUUCCCGACUCGUUCGCAGGGCGACUCGACCAUAUAUUGCUACGAGGUGACUCCGGAGCCGCCCUUCCUGUGCGCUCUGUCGCACCAUCGCUCCGCGUCCCUGCAUCAAGGAAUCUGUUUCUUGCCGAAGAACGCGCUGGCCGUCGAAAAGGUGGAGUUCGCCAGAGCGCUUCGCCUGACGAACGGAAACGUCGAACCGUUGUCCUUCACGGUGCCGAGGAUCAAGAGCGAACUGUUCCAAGACGACCUGUUUCCCCCGACGCUCGUCACGUGGCGGAGCUGGCAGACGGGGCGCCGGUGGCUCGAGAGGCGACCAGCGACCCCCGAGGUCGCCAGCCUGCAGCCGCCGGGCAUGGAGCCGCUGUCGGCCCGCACGGUCCCGGCGGCCGCGCCCAAGGGGAGGCCGAAGCCGGACCUCGUCGAGGCGCACGUCCCGCUCGACGCCAAGGACAAGCAGGACAGCAUAAUGAAAUCGAUGAGCGCCAGAGUGACCGUGAACCUGAAGCUGGAGCAGGACGCCGUGGAGGGCGUCGACGAGUCGGAGUGGGAGCAGUGAGGCUCUCUUCGAUUCGGUCGACCUCGGCCGCUCUUCGACGGCGUCGUGAAACGGAACGAGUCUCGUUUCGAUAUCGUCUCAAUAUCGUGCACUAUAAAACACGAAUCGUAUAAUAUCGUAGUUUUUAUCCUUAACGAGCCUCGCCUUAGCGUCGCGAUCUCCGUUACAUUCCUGCGUCUGCCGUACGGCCUGCAUUUAUUCGAGUACGCACUUUUUAACUUUCCAAAUACUUACGUAAAUAUAAACGUAGAUAAGAAAUUGUAGGGCAUUCGAUUCUAGCGAAUCGAUCGGAAAGUGACCGUUUCGAUAUCGCAAUUUCAAUAUUUUAUAGAUUUUAAAGUAAACGUCGAAGUGAAAGCGACAAAGCUAUGUUAGCUUCGACGAAAUCUUAACACUUUUGAUAUCGAUAUUCUACGAACAUUAUGACGUAGUUACACAUCACGUUUUGCUCAAAAUGCCAAAGAAUUUUCCAGAAAAUUUUCUAUUAGAGGCAAUUUUUUUGAUAGUUAUUAUGAAUUUUUGAAUGGAUGAAUUCGAAUAUUAUGUAGCGAACGAAUGCUACAUCGGGUCGAAACUCGAAGGUUUUGUGAGCUGUUGUACUCCGACGGGUUGAAAUUACGACUCGAAGGAGCGCGGGUCCUUCGAGUCGUAAUUUCUGAAAAAGUCUCUCUGUCGCACCCGCGCCGCACCGGAGCGUGAGGGGGGACGGGUACGUACGCUUUCGUAUUACUUAAAACUUAUGUAUAGAGUAUUUUAUUCGCUAGUCAAAAGUAAAACGUAUGAUAUU
Pieris brassicae (large cabbage white) is the source of this 4658-nucleotide messenger RNA. It is a transcript of the gene pod1, whose product is annotated as coronin-7. Lineage: Eukaryota; Metazoa; Arthropoda; Insecta; Lepidoptera; Pieridae. Gene Ontology annotation, molecular function: protein binding. The coding region runs from base 170 to 3871 and encodes 1233 amino acids. The record is from RefSeq and is a predicted model, not a curated record. The transcript is spliced from 20 exons.